This is a messenger RNA of Neopsephotus bourkii (Bourke's parrot), 3095 nucleotides long. RefSeq lists its product as uncharacterized. The coding region runs from base 821 to 2875 and encodes 684 amino acids. Gene Ontology annotation, biological process: exocytosis; exocyst localization. The transcript is spliced from 13 exons. Gene Ontology annotation, molecular function: SNARE binding. The record is from RefSeq and is a predicted model, not a curated record. Gene Ontology annotation, cellular component: exocyst. Lineage: Eukaryota; Metazoa; Chordata; Aves; Psittaciformes; Psittacidae.
UCCCAGUUCAUCUUCUUAUCCUCAUCAACAAAAUCAGCACAGUUUUCUUUUUCCUGAUGUAAAACAUGCAUUUAGCACAAAAGAUUAUAUUUUGCUCCCAUGUUUCCCAUUUUGCCCACCUGAGGUAUAUUUAACUGUUAAGAAUGUGCUAACAGCCAAGGAAACCUGACUGAAAAUAUAGCCAUAAUUGGGCUUGGGAGCUUCACAUUAAAACCUUGCACAGAAAAUGCCAUUAAUACCAAAUACCAAAACACCCAUUCAUUCAAACAAACAAGCUCCAAGGCAUCUGCUUUAAAAUCCAACGACUCUGUGCUGUGUCAAGAUCAGCUAUAUUAAAUUGGUUUGCAGUUUGUUUGAUUUUCAGAAGUUAUUGACUCCAAGGUAUUUGUUGCCUUGUAGCCAUAAAGCAUACAAACAGUACUUCACAUCACUAUUUCUGCUCACUAAACAGAUGUGUACAGCUAAGAGGCUAAUAUUCUCUUUGAAACUAAAGGAAAUAGUCAUUUACUUAAAUCCUUUGUUGGAAUGUGUCUUUAAUGCUCCUUUAUUAAUUGAGUUUCAAGAGUCUCAGCUCUUGACAGCCAGUAGAUAACAUGUGCUGGAGAUCUACGGUCAUAACAGUACAGAUAAUUUGUUCAGGAUGGGAAAAAGAAGUAGUGUUUCUGUUUUUAAUUUGCUUGAUAGUUUAGAAAUAUCCUUACAAGCUACCUAAUUUUAGUUCCUUGAGGACCACAUCUUUCUCCUUUGCAGGGAAAUUCUUGCUGUGCACAAUGAACCCUGGCAGAAUGGCUGCAAUGAAGGCGGCAGAGGAACACUGCCAAUGUGCUGGCAGUUGGUGCUAUGCAGCUCUCGGGAGCUGGUGUUCUCGGUUGGACAGAAGGUGUCUGAACCUGCUUGGAUGAUGAGGAAGACAAAGUAUUUCUGGGGAGCCUUUGCAGGAAGAGGCAGCAAGUGGGAGAAAGUGGCCGGGGAAAAUGCAAGGAUGCUGCCCAGGGCCACGCAUGAGGAGAAGAAGCAGCAGGAAGCAAAGAGGAGAGGGAAGCUGAAAACCAUGGCAGGAAAAUUGCUGAAGGUGGUGGCCAGUGGAAAAGAGGCAGCGGAAGAGAAGGCUGGUGGUGUGGAGGUGGCAGGGAAUUUGCUGAAGAUGGCAACCAGUAGGAAAGGAGUGGAGGGUAGGGUGCCUGCAGAAGAAGCCAUCUGUGGGUUCAUUGAGCAAGGAAAAUUUCUUGAAGCUUGUGAUCAUAUUUAUAAUCUGGAGCAUUCUGGAAGUGAUGAGAUGGGAAAGUCUGAGUCACUUUAUAAGCUACUGGCUGAACGAAUGUGGACUGUGGUGGGCGAAGCUCUCAGUGGAAGUGGUAGGAUGUUCCUGGAGCCAUUGCGAUCAGUGGGGGAAUCACUGAAGUGGGAGAAGCAGAAGGAAGCAGAGUGGCUUGGCAGCAGCCAAGAGACUGGGCCUGUUUCCACCUGGAGUCCAAACUUCUGGAGGAAAGAACUGGAGGAACAGCUAAUACAGUACAUGACAGCCUGGAUUCCCCCCCUGAGUUCCUCUGCUAACGCAAAUGAGAAUGUAUUAAACCAGCAUCUGAGUCAACUGGAAACGUCAUUUCUCCCCAGCCUGGAGCAUGGUAGUGGUGUCUUUGAGGAAGCAGGACUGCUCAGCACCUACACCUACUGCUGUCAUGCCUCUUUGUCUUCUCACCUUGCCACACUUACUGACAGUAGCCAUUUCAGCUUCACCCAAUGCCUUUUAGUUUAUGAAUGGGGCCUUAAAAUGUACAAAAGUGGCAAUGAGACAUGUCUGAGACCCAGGCAGACCCCCCAGCACAGCCUUUCCUUUAGUGUACGGUGUCUCCUGUGGAUUGUUUUGAAGACUGAGGAAAAGUUACUUGCAGUUGCCAAGAAGGAAGUAGGGAAAGCCCUGAAAGAAGCCUUUGAUAUUGGGAAACCCCCUUGCGCAGAUGCUGCAGUGAUUCAGAUACUAACAGAGAAGACAGAGGCUGCCUGGCAUGUCAGUGAGAGCCUGAGUGAGAAGGUGGAAGCUGUAUGCCUGGAGGAGUGCCUGAGGUUCCUGGAGAGCUAUGAAAAUGAAGUAAGAAACUUUCUCCAGCUCGAUGGCUGCCCAGAGAUCUGCAGUGGCUUAUGGAUCCUGGAGAACUGCUGCAUUCUCAGGGCUGUCUGGUGUAAGCUAACAUACAUUUACAGUGCCAGCACUGGUCAGGAUGUUAAGGUAAAUGGAUUUCUAGACAGGAUGGAAGAUGAGGUUACUGAGCAUUUUCUGCAGAUGGUGGCUUCUAAAGUCAAGGGAACACUGAAGGAGCACUUCAAAAAGUGUGACAGCAGUUUUCACCACAUCCUUGAAUCCUUAAAGCAAAGUUUUUUGGUAUUUGGGAAGAAAAAAACAGACACAUAUGAGCAGGCCCUUGUCAAGGCUGUCAAUGCCAUCAUUAUUGCAGAGUAUGUGCAGGCCCUCCUGACCACUUCCAGGAAACUGUCUUCUGUGCAGAGGAGGAGGAUUGUCAGCAAGAUGGAAGAAGACCAUAGGAUGCUGCAAGACAUCUUUAAAGAAUGCUUAGGUCCUGCAGCUGGUCACCUCAAGGAUCCUAUACAAGCAAUUUUAGAGCUUAUUCAAGCUCCUGAUUCUGAGGGGAUGAAAAUAGCCCUUUUGCCCAUUCUCAGAGAAUUUCCUGAUCUAAGGAAGGAACAUCUGAGUGCAGUGCUGAACAUCAAAGUUUCGCUCAACCGAGAAGACAGAGCUGCUCUCUUGGAGGCAUUUCAUGAUAAUUGCAGGGACUCAAACCCAGGAGUGAACUUGCUUUUUGCAGAUAUAGAAGUGAAACCUGGAAAAUACGGACUCUGUGCCUGCCUCUGCUGUUAGCAAAGGCCUGCUGUGAGAAACGUGAAGUUUCACUCCAUGUGCGGUGUCUGCAGUCACAGCUCCUUGAAACCUUCAGUGAUCCAUGCAGCCUGAUGUAUGGAGAAACCUGACAGCUAUGGAAGACAAUUCCUGCACUUCUGCAGGAAAGCCAAGAGGCCCAAAUCCUAAUCUAUGCAGAGUCCAGGUGGAAGGUGAAUGGAAUAUGGCAGAAAGACAUUCU